UGAGGCAGUUCUGGAAUUCAUGUCUCUUGGUGGCACACAGGUCACCAAUCUACACACAUUCUUCAAUAAGUUCUGGUCCGCCAUCAUGAAAUUGGAGAUGGUGGAUGCUUCCCCCUCAGAUGUGUGGAUAUUUGAUACCUUCUACUCAGUCCUACCCAACAAUUGGAGGAAUUAUGUUCAGAAGAAGGUAGAGGAGAUACAGGAUUUCAAAUCCACAGCUGUGGUAUUGGAUGUUGAUCUUCUCAUGAAGGAAAUCUGUUCGCGGCUUGAUCCUCCAAAAGAUAAAAAGAAUCUGCAGAAUAUAGAUUCUGCGGCCAACACAGCUACGACAGCUACAACAGAUACAACGACCACUACAUCUACCAAUUCUAACAACAAUACAUCGAAUUCAGCCCGUGGAGGCCGUACUGGACGUGGUUGUGGUAGUACUCAAGGGGGAUCGGGAAACCCACCUACAUGUCCUGAAUACAGUGCUCCAGAUAAUUGGAGGAUCUACAACGCUGCGAGGAUAAAGGAAUUCAAAGAAAAGAAGAAAAAGAACAAUAGUGAGGGUGGGACUCAACUAUUCAUUACAGAUGAUUCAGAGACCUUUCAGAUGACAAACCUCGCAGAGGUUAUCAAUGUGUCAGCCUGUUUUGUGGAACCUCACAAGGAUCCCUCCAACGGGCGUUUAUACAUAUCAAAAGACGUCAUCUUCCAGGAGGACCUCCAUCUUGCUGAUUCAUCGAUACCGACUACUCCACACAACCUGAAGGUCAUACCCAAUGCAGCCUGCAAAGCGGCUGCGGCGAUUCCUUCAGUGACACCAGGCCUACUGACUGCGGCCCAUAAAGAGACUGCAGCGAUUCCUGAUCCAUCAAUUGAUAAUCUAUUCAUUGAUGAGGAAAUUCAACCUGAGUGUCCAUUAUUUCUCGUACUCACUAAUAAUUGGUGGAUUGACUAUGAUAUCUCCGCGAGAAUACCUACCCUUUUAGUGCAGAAUACACUGAACUCCCCGGAACCCACAGUUGAAUCAACAGUGGGGGAAUCUUCAGUGGGGGACAGUCUUGAAGACCUACCCACCGAUCCCGAGAUCGCUGCACUUCUGAUCCCGAAAAACCUCACGCGCGCCAAAGCUUCCAUGGAAUGGAAGUAUUAUUACAAGGCCUGUGUUAAAGAGGUCAACUGUUUGAAAUAUACGCGUUGGAAGGAGAUUAUGAAGAUGAAGGGAUAGGGGGAUAAAAAAUGAUGUAUAUCAUGACUGGUUUUUCAUUACUUCACAUUUUCCAGUCAUUUUUU
Blastomyces dermatitidis ER-3 is the source of this 1278-nucleotide messenger RNA. RefSeq lists its product as uncharacterized. The transcript has 2 exons. The record is from RefSeq and is a predicted model, not a curated record. Bases 20 to 1213 code for a protein of 397 amino acids. NCBI's taxonomy places the organism in Eukaryota, Fungi, Ascomycota, Eurotiomycetes, Onygenales, Ajellomycetaceae.